Coregonus sp. 'balchen' is the source of this 2969-nucleotide messenger RNA. The record is from the annotation of a GenBank genome assembly. NCBI's taxonomy places the organism in Eukaryota, Metazoa, Chordata, Actinopteri, Salmoniformes, Salmonidae.
AUGGUGAGAAUGAAUCACUUUUUGCCUCUGGUAUUCAUUUAGCUCUUGUUAUCUUAUGGCUCUGAAAUCCCAGCGUGUGGGAAAAAAUCUGACAAAAUGGAUCAAGUCAAUCCCAAUGUUCAAGGGUUAACCUGGGACUGACAGAACGUUGGCAUUUCACAGGUGAUUUCAAUUAUGUCAAACCCACCAGAUGCAUUUGUAUUUACAGCCGGUUUAAUUUGUUGCCGUCUGUGAAUGAGCUGAGAUCGGCUCAAGCUGCCAGCCAGUGAGUGGCAUUUGUAUUGCUGGCAGGCCUUUGCCUGUCUGUCUUUCUUUCUUCCAUUCCCCCUCUGUUUGAAUGCCAAUGAGACAAGCCUGUAGGGCCUGCCCGCACACCCUGGCCUUUGACUGAAGUGAAAUCAAUCAGGCCUUCAAUCGCUCUCUAAAGGACCAUUAUCCAACCUUCCCUCCUUGUCUAACAGGCUAUGCCUAUCUGUCUGUGUGUUUUCUGUCCGUGUGUUGUCUGUCUGUCUAAUUCCACCUUACAGUUGACUCUCUCUUCUACAUUUACACUGUAUCCAGCGGACAAGAAACAAAGCAAGGACGUUGUGGAAUUCUGGUUCUGUUCUGUCUGGUUCUGAAGUUCUUUUGGGAUAAAAGACUCCUAAACAUGAAGAAAUAAAGUUUCAAGUCAGGUGGUUCCAAAAGGUUCUGACAAAGUCACAGUGAUAUGUCCUCUCGUACAAAUUCCCAUGUGUAACAUAUAGUAGAUGUCUGGGGAGUAGUUUCCGUUGUGGAAUUGAACAAUUACUAGUUUGGCAUUAAAUACUUGGCUUACACUAGAGUUUUCUUGUCUCCAUAGAUCCCUCAGAUCAGCUAUGCAUCCACGGCGCCCGAGCUGAGUGACAACACACGCUACGACUUCUUCUCCCGUGUGGUGCCACCGGACUCCUACCAAGCUCAGGCCAUGUUGGACAUCGUCACGGCGAUGGGCUGGAACUAUGUGUCGACCCUGGCCUCGGAGGGGAAUUAUGGAGAAAGUGGCGUGGAGGCUUUUGUCCAGAUCUCCAGAGAGUCUGGUAGGUGUGAUGGGGCUCUUUUUACUGGCACAACAUGGCUGCUCACUGAGGCUUUUACUGAAACUCUGAUUAAGAUAUUUAUAUUUUUUCAACUAGACCUGGCUGCUAAAUGUGGGCUGUUUUUGUGACACCAUGCUGAAGGAUAAACAAAUGCAAUUGAAUCCAAAAGUGUCUUCCCAUGCUAAUAUACAGCAACAUUUUUAUUCUACUAAGAACAACUGCUUGUUUGGGGAUGUAUGAGAAACUUGAAUUGUGCUGAAAGGAAGAUGUGUUCCCUUGUGUGGGAGAUGUGUACUGUUGGUCAGUGUUUUACGCUCUGCCUGCAUGCAUUGCCCCAAUGUUUGACUCAAACACUGUCUUGCCUAGUUUGGCAGAGUGCACCUCAGCAUUUGCUGUCUCAACAGCAGGGGAUACCUUGAAGGUUCACGUGUCAAGUCGCUGAAUGUCAAAAUAGACUGCCAGGGGACAGUCUAAGACAAAAAACACAGAGAGCAUCUCUGCUUUCUCUUUUAAUCUUGCUUGUUCUUUGCUCAGAGAGACUGCUAAGGCAUUAGGGUAUGGCCUCUCCCAUUCACCAAUCAAAACGUAUUUACAGCUAGCAAUUAUUAAAAAGAUGUUACAUUACGCACCAGAAUAAAUGAUUGCUCCACAAUUUUAACGAUGCAUCAGAGGGUAAGGGAAGGGUGUGGAACAUUUCAAAGUGGUCUGUGAACAUUUGUAUUAUGUUGAUAAAUGAAUAUAGCGAUAGGUAAUGUAAUUGAUUCUCCGUAUAAUCACCAGUAAGUUCACAGAUGUCUUUUUCUAGGAGCUGUGUCAUAAUCAAACUCAGUUCUCUCUGAGGCCUUUGAUUAAAGUAUUAUGGCAGCUUUCGUCAGGGUGGACAAAAGGCAGCACAUGAAUUAUAUUGUAAUUGCUGAAUAGAAAUUAAUCAGCUGUAACAUGUAUGUGUGAGAUUAACAGAGUGUGUGCGCAGUAGCCCCGGGGCUGUAUCUCUGGGCAGCAUGGGAGCAGGAGAGCACCAACCUAAUCCUUCAGGGCCGGAGCGGUCGCCGGUUCAUCUCUCCGUGGCACUUAAUGGAUCAAGUAUAGUCAUUGAUUGGAUUGAGAGUCCACCCACCUGUUUUCUUGGGACAGAAUCAGUUGCUUAGUUCAUAGAUACUGAGUGCAGAGUAAUGUUAUACCAGUGGUUCUCAAACCUCUCCUCGGGGACCCCAGAUAUUUUAUGAUUUUGUUGUAGCCCUGAACUACCUGAUUCACUAGUUGACAAGUUGAAUCAGGUGUGUUAGCUCUGGAACAAAUAAAAUACAUGGAACGGUUGGACGACCACUGUGUUAUACAGCGCAGGCAGAAAUGUAAUAAGUAGAAUGGACAUACAACUCUGUAGUACAUAGAAAUUCUUCCACACUCCACAUUCCAAUAAAUGCAGGGUGGAAUGCUGACUUUAAGGUAGCGGUUGGCAUCCUCUGGCUGUCCUGUACUUCUACUCUCCCACUGAACAUUCAGGAGAGUCCAGGGCAGGAAGGAAUAGUGGAAAACGAGCGGUGCUGGGACCGUUCCCGUAUUAGUGCUCUACAUUCUUAGAAAAAAAGGUGUUAUCUUCAACCUUAAAGGGUUCUUUGGCUGUCCCCAUAGGAUAACCAUUUGAAAAACCAUUUUGGGUUCCAUGUAGAACCCUUUCUACAGAGGGUUCUACAUGGAACCCAAAUGGGUUCUACCUGGAACCAAAAAGGGUUCUACCUGGAACCAAAAAGGGUUCUCCUAUGGGGACAGCCGAAGAACCCUUUUGGAACCCUUUUUUCUAAGUGUAUCUCCUGUGUUUUGUUAGCCCUGAAAUAGGUUGAAGGGAUUUUCCUGUAUGAGAGUCUCCCUUUGGGUCUGUCAACAGUUCCAGAUUUCCAGCUGCAGCCCUAG